Columba livia (rock pigeon) is the source of this 1657-nucleotide messenger RNA. It is a transcript of the gene ZCCHC4, whose product is annotated as zinc finger CCHC-type containing 4. The transcript has 13 exons. Gene Ontology annotation, biological process: rRNA methylation. The coding region runs from base 70 to 1551 and encodes 493 amino acids. The record is from RefSeq and is a predicted model, not a curated record. Lineage: Eukaryota; Metazoa; Chordata; Aves; Columbiformes; Columbidae. Gene Ontology annotation, cellular component: nucleolus; cytoplasm. Gene Ontology annotation, molecular function: zinc ion binding; nucleic acid binding; rRNA (adenine-N6-)-methyltransferase activity.
GCUGCCUUACCCUGCAGGCGGCGGCGCUGCCCGGCGGGGAGCGAGGGCUGCCGGGAAGGCGGCGGAAACAUGGCGGCCGGGGGCGCGGAGGGCGCGGGCUGGCCGGCCCUGCUCGGCGCGGUGCCCGGGGCUCCCUGCUGCCCGCACGGUCCCGCUCUCCUGUUCGUAAAGACCAGCCAAGGAAAAGAGGAGGGAAGGAGGUUUUAUGCUUGUUCGGCUUGUAGGGAUAGAAAAGAUUGUAAUUUCUUCCAGUGGGAAGAUGAGAAGGUGUCAGAAACUAGGCUUGCAGCACGUGAAGAAUAUAAUAGAAAUCAUCAGCCUUCUUUUACACACAGACAGAAUGUGGAAAGGUACAAGAAUUUUGUUCAGUUGCCAUUAUCAAAGAGGAGGUUUUGCCAGGAAUGCCAGCAAUUGCUAUUGCCAGCAGAAUGGGAAAAACACUCAGAUCACCAGUUCCUGUGUGAUAUCUCCACUGCUCAGUUAAAAAGUCCCAGUCAACUUUUGUAUCCAUUGGAGAAUAAAAAAACAAACGCACAGUAUUUAUUUACAGACAGAAGUUGCCAGUUCCUACUGGAUCUUAUUAUUGAUUUAGGAUUCAGACGAGUGCUCUCUGUUGGAACACCCAGGCUUCAUGAACUGAUCCAGUCGUCCGCAUCACAAGAAGAAGAUUUCAGGGUUAGAAGCCUUCUGCUAGAUAUUGAUUUUAGGUAUUCACAGUUUUACACAGAAGAUGAAUUCUGCCACUACAACAUGUUUAAUCAUUAUUUUUUUGGUGGAGAGGCUGCACAUGAAACUUGUAGGAAAUUCUUACAUCAAGACAAUGGUGAAAGACUCAUUAUGGUAACUGAUCCCCCAUUUGGAGGUUUAGUGGAAGCACUGGCUUCUAGUUUUAAAAAGCUGAUGGCAAUGUGGAAGGAGACAGAAAAAGAAGGUCCUAACAACCAAGAGAUGCCAGUGUUCUGGAUAUUUCCAUACUUCUUUGAGUCUCGUAUCCUGGAAUUUUUCCCAAGCUUCAGUAUGAUGGAUUACCAGGUAGACUAUGAUAAUCAUGCACUUUAUAAACAUGGCAAAACAGGUCGUAGACAGUCCCCUGUUCGUAUCUUCACGAACAUCGCCCCAAGCAUGAUUGUGCUUCCUGUGGAAGAGGGUUACAGGUUUUGUGCUAUUUGUCAGCGGUAUGUUAGUUCUGGUAAUCAACACUGUGAGAUUUGCAAUUCAUGUACAUCAAAAGACGGCAGACGAUGGAAACAUUGUGUUCUUUGCAAAAAAUGUGUAAAACCCUCUUGGUUUCACUGUAACGUUUGCAACUGCUGUGCCCUCCAAACCCACACUUGUGAGAAGGCUGACGCGGGCUGUUUCGUCUGUGGCAAGGCUGGUCACAAACGCAGUGCCUGUCCCAGCCUCUCCCGUGCCAGAACAGCUUGCCAAGCUGACAAAAAGCAAAGGCAGAAAAUUCUAAAGAGGGUGAAGAUGGGGAUUUGUAAAAGCUCAGCUAUGAAGCAUGCCAUAUUCUUCAGGAAGAAAGUGAAGAAUAAGAAAAAAAAGACAUGAUUUUGCUUGCUUGGUACACAGUGAAUUUUUUAUGGCCAGCCUUUGAUUCCAUUUUCUAAAAAAAAUGUUAAAAAUAACAUCCAAAAUAAAACCUGAUUGAUUUAAA